AUGAGGGCACACGAUAUUUGCAAGGCGGCGGUGCCAGUAUUGACGGUCAGGCCUACCAUGGCGUUGCGCGUUGCCCAGUUCAACAUCCUCGGGCGCAGAAUGGCAGGCACCAUGUGGUUCCACUAUGCGCGAGACUUCUUGCCGAAGUACUUCGCGAACAGCUGCCGCGGCCUCAGACGGGCCUCAUGCUACCAUUCAUUCACUCGGCUCGCUGCGAAGUGCGUUGCAGAUUACCGUAGUCGGCGACUGGCCAUGAAGCUGAAUUUGCCGCUGGACGUGGCGCGUCUCCACGAGGAGACGCCUCUUGUGCCGUCGGAGCACCUGUCGGAGCACCUCGGCGCCGAGGUGUUCCUGAAAAUGGACUGCUGGCAGCGCCCAGGCUCGUUCAAGAUACGCGGCAUUGGGAGGACGGUCGGGCUGGCCGUGGCUGCCGGCGCCCAGCACGUAGUCACCUCCAGCGGUGGCAACGCGGGCCUGGCCGCCGCGUACGCCGCGAAGCGCCUCGGGGUUCCCGCCACGGUGGUGCUGCCUUCCACGACGCCCGCCGCCGUCCAUGAGCGGUUGCGGCGCUACGGUGCAGAAGUGGUGGUCCAUGGCGACGUGUGGGACGAGGCGGACGUGCGAGCUCAGCAGCUCGUGGAAGAGCUCAAGGGCUCGUACGUGCAUCCUUUCGAUCAGCCGUCGACGUGGGAGGGGCACGCUUCCCUUGUGGAGGAGCUCGCGCGGCAGCUGCCUCGGCCACCCGAUGCCAUAGUCACUUGUGUCGGAGGCGGCGGCCUGCUCAUGGGCAUCCUGCAGGGCCUGUCGGCUGCUGGCUGGCUUGACACAACGCGCGUGGUGUUUGGUGAGACCCAAGGCGCUUCGUCUAUGUCGCAGUCCCUCGCCGCCGGGGAGCUGGUGACACUGCCUUCCAUCGAUUCGGUGGCGAAGUCGCUCGGGGCGAAGCGGGUCAGUCGCGCGGCCUUCGACCGCUGCGUGGAGCUGGGGCCCGCUCGCGUGCUGCCCGCCGUCACCACGGACGCGGCCGCCGUCGCCGCGUGCCUCAAGCUGGCCGAGCACCACCGCGCGCUGGUGGAACCCGCCUGUGGCGCGGCCCUGGCCGCGGUCACCGAGCGCAGCGCGGCCCUGGCCGGCUGCAGGACCGUGGUGGUCGAGGUGUGCGGCGGCGCGAUCGUCGACGUCCCUUCGCUGAACGCGUGGGCAAGAGACCUGGGGCUGUAG
Messenger RNA from Prorocentrum cordatum, 1221 nucleotides. The record is from the annotation of a GenBank genome assembly. Lineage: Eukaryota; Dinophyceae; Prorocentrales; Prorocentraceae.